UGUGUUCAAGAAAGACUUUCAAACAAGCUAGGUUUUACUGCACAGUUUUGACGAUGUGAUAAUGUUGUUCCUUGUUAAUGCGUAUAUAUGUCGUAAGGUGAGUAGAAGAACAUUUCAUCUUCUGUAGUCUCGUUUACUCAGUGUGUAAACAAAGCAAUGACAUUUCACCGCAACCGGGGUCUGGCAAAUGUAAUGAAAUCGUGCUGGCUAACAUAGCCUAAUUUAUGCAGAAUGCGCAUCCAUUGCGGAUGUGGUGCAGAAUAAAUGCGCAGUGCGCAUUUACCUACAAGUUAGCCAGUCAGAUUGUGAUCUUAUUUUUUCUAUGAAGUGUAAUCUUUGUCGUUGAAAUAGUAAUUUCUGAUAUGGCUUUUCUGUCUAGUUCUACCUAUUAGCCUUUUAUGUGUGGAAGCCCCCCUUCACGUUAAUUUAACAAACUAGGCCGGGCUUUGCAAGUCUGUGCAAUGGCUUUGUGUUGGUUUCUGCCUAACGUUUUCGGUAAAUGUAUAUAUUUGUUUAUUUAUCAAGUAAUACGUCCCUCUUACUAGUCGUGUAUCUUUGUAUAGGCAAUGGACCUACUGUGUUAGGUAAGCUAGUUGACGCCUGUGACAUUUUUGCCAAGAGCUGGACUACUUUAUUUUUUCCCAGCUGCCCUUUUUCAUUAGCCUACGUAAUAGUCAUAGUUUUACCACCAGUGUACAUUCAACUUCAACCAAACAAUAUUUAGGCCAUUCAGGAAAUAUAUUUAUGAAACCUGAUUGUUCUGUUUAUUGAGUGCAAGACAACUUCUGUCUAGUUGAGUGAAUGGCGCUGCCUCUGACAACUUGGUUAGUGUGUCUGCGAACCAGGCCUGAUUAAUGACUGAAUACUAUGAGGAGGGGGGGCUGCUAUACGAGCACUCGCCUCCCAAGCACAUCAAAGAGGAGUCACCGGAGGGACCCUGCGGAGGAGGCAUCUCGGAGGAUGGCUUCCCCCGGGAGGAUGAUGACUCGGAGGGGAGCUGUGAUCAUAAUGGCAGCCUGCCGGAUGGGCUUCCUUUCAAUGUUGUGGUGGUGCACCCUAAUGUUGUGGCGCCAGGCCUGUCAUCCGACGACCUUUUUUACACUGAACAGAAUAGAGGAGUGUCUUCUACACUGGCAGCAGGAAGUGGAGGCAAGCGGAAGAGUCGUUUUAGCGGAGCUGAGCUAGAAGUCCUGGUGUCCGAGGUGACGCGCUGUGAAGGCGAACUCUUUGGCCCUGCAGGGAGGCUCCGGCGCCGUGAGAGGGAGCGCAUCUGGGCCGGAAUACUCGAAAGGGUCAACGCCGUCUCCAGAGUCCCGCGGACCUUACGCGAGGUGAAGAAGCGAUGGGAUGACCUCAAGAGACGAAAUGGUGGGAGGCUGGCAGACGCCAGGUAUCGCAGCUGCUACGUGCCAUCCAGCAGGGGAGCGUCGGUUCUGGGGAGGUCUGCUCAGGCAAGCCCCAGGCUUCAACAGGGCCAUCAGAAACAGAGUUCCCGAGGAAAGGGCAGUAACAUGAGUUUCUCUGACACAGACGCAGCAGGUGGUGGUGAAGGAUCUGAGAGGGAUGGUUGCGAGAAAGAGGAUGAAGCAGGUGAGCAUGACGAAGGGGAGGGAGAGUGUGGAGAUGGUGCUGAGAGUAGCAUGGAAGACAAGUUGGGUUUGGGACUGGGUUUGGGAAUAGUGCCUCCGCCAACAUCAGAACGUUGGCUACCUCCUUCCCCCCUCUACAGUGCUCCGUUCCUCAACGGGACUCCGCAGCCGAGCCCUCAACCCUCACUAGGGGCCCACCAGGGUCUCCUUGAGGCCCCCCCUCCACGCGUCUCUUGGCUGGAGGAUGAACUGCGGGGUCUGGGCGAAGCUGCAGUGCGGCUCGGGGACCGCGUGGAGCAGAGUCUGCGGGAGUUCGGGGAGGGUUUCCGCUGUGACAUGCGGACCCUGGUGGCCUCCCAGGAGGCUCUCUCGGUCAGCUUACAGCAAAACAAUGUCCUAUUGCAGAGGUUACUGGGGCUGCUCGAGAGCCAACAGCAGCAGCAGCAGGCACAGCAUCAUCUUCAGCCUCAGCCUCAUCCACAUCAGCAGUCUCAGCAGCAACAGGUGCCACAGCCGCAGCAGCCGCAGCAUAAUCCGCCCUUACAACCAAAUCAGGUUCUACAGCAGCAACAGGAACAGGAACGUCAACAUCCUACAAACUCGAAUGAUCAGCUAACCCCGUCACUUCCUUCUGAGCCAACACCCCCUGACAUUUUGGAUGGUACAGCCCAUCCUGAUCGAUUGGCAAGUGUGAAUGGCACGACCCAGCGGUCCCGACGGGGGAGGACAGGUGAUCAGCGCCGUAGAAGAAGACGCUAAUGCUUGAUAUCCAUGCUUUGAUGAAUGUUCGAUUAUUUAUUUUACUUUCAGGUAUUCAUUGAGACGUCACCUUCACUCAGAGAAAUGCCAUCUGUCUCCUUGCUGUCUUAUAAGUGACUAUAAGAUCACCUAUGCUAUACAAUGUAUCAAUGAUUUAUACAUUUUGGUUUGAAGUAAUUAUUACAAAAACUCAAUUUUUGCAAUUGCAUUAAUUAAGUGACUUGUCAGAGUUGAGUAAAAGUUAUUGUUGAAACCUGAUGGGUCGACAAUCAUUAUUAGAAUUACCUUAAGCACUUUUGAAUGCUAUUCACACAUAGUCAAGACUCUUGAAAGUGGGAAUUGUAAUGACGGGAAACAGGAAUUAUAUUGAGAUUCAGAGAUUUCCAAUUGGUCAUUCCACUUAUGUAGGAAAAGCCAGAGGUUCUGUGAAUCUCUCCUAUAAUUUGACAUAUAUAAGGGUUGUAACCAUUCCUCUAAAUGAGGUUUACAGCAGAGUAAUUUUAACAAGAUGAACAGGGCUUACAUUUGUUGCAUUUUAUUAGGACACAUGAAAUAUUUUUCUCAUGUUCAAAGAAAAAAAAUGUGUUCCUUAACAAGCAUGUCAGAAACUUAUUCCAGAAAGCACUUUUAUCCUAUUAUUGAUUCCACAUUAUUGUGGUUUUAAAAAAACAAAAAUACAGUAUACAGUAUGUCAGCUACUGAUAUGCAUUGUGAUUCUGCAUGCAGAUUCUGGUUUGUUAGCAAACUAGCGCAAAGCCUUUGCGAGGAGGAAAACUUUUACCAUUUUGCACAAUUUGUAUAUGAGGGGUAUAUAUUCUGGCAAUAUCUGUAUAUUAUAUUGUAUCCUGUUGUCCUACUAACCAGAAUGUAAAAUAAAGGCAAUGUUAAUGGAAAUGA
Messenger RNA from Alosa sapidissima (American shad), 3245 nucleotides. RefSeq lists its product as uncharacterized. The record is from RefSeq and is a predicted model, not a curated record. NCBI's taxonomy places the organism in Eukaryota, Metazoa, Chordata, Actinopteri, Clupeiformes, Clupeidae. The transcript has 3 exons. Gene Ontology annotation, cellular component: nucleus. The coding region runs from base 855 to 2348 and encodes 497 amino acids.